AUGGGUAGACGACCUGGGAGAGCAGCUGCAAAGAAUGCUGCGGCAGCAUUGAGUAAGUUUGCCCGUUGCAAAACUUCCGGCGCAUUCGAAGAGACAUUAACAGCCAAUCUUGUAGAAAACACCCCGCAGUACGAUGAGGACGAGCAAAUGCCAGAUGCUCCCAGCCCUGAGGCAAGUAGCCCACAGGAGGGAGUAGAAGAAGACAAUGCAAACGAGGAAGAAGAAGAUGGCACGCCGGCACUGGAAUCCGAUGCUCCAGUAACUCCUGUUCCUGAACCUGUUCCCCGCAAACGAAGGCUGGGACGACCACCGAAGAACAGACCCGCCGAUUGGGAUACACAAGAUGUUGACGGCUCCGAAGCCGGCACUCCAGCAAGACGAGGACGAGGAAGAGGAGGUGGCUUUGGACGUGGUGGGCGUUGGGCUCGUCGAGGAGGACCUUCGCAUGUAACACAACAACCAAUCGACAAGGAAGGCAACAUGAUGGAUGUUAUCAAUGAUGAAGUCGGAUUGCCAGAGGAUCCUGAAGGGGAAACCAAAGUCGAUAAAAUGGGCUAUCUUCAGGAUGAUCGCCAAUAUCGAUGCCGUACCUUCACUGUGCUUGGCAGAGGGACCCGACUUUACAUGUUGUCAACCGAACCUGCUAGAUGCGUUGGCUUCCGCGACAGCUACCUCUUCUUCACCAAGCAUAAACGACUCUUCAAGAUCAUUAUUGACGAGGCCGAGAAGCAUGACUUAAUUGAGCGUCAUCUCAUCCCUCAUUCCUACAAGGGUCGUGCCAUCGGAAUAGUCACAGCUCGCUCAGUAUUCCGUGAAUUUGGCGCCCAAAUUAUUGUAGGUGGAAAGCGUGUCAUUGACGACUAUGAGGUUACAAAAGUCAAAGCGGAAGGGGCUGUUGAGGGAGAACUCGCCGAUCCUAAUGAUCGCUUUGAGGAUGGUAAGCCAUAUAACAAAAACCAAUAUGUCGCAUGGCACGGAGCCAGCUCGGUCUAUCACUCUGGUGCUCCGACAGUCCCAGCACCGGGUGGUAAGGUUGCGCCUGGUCAGAAGAAAAAGGUUGCCAUCACAGAUGUCAACUGGAUGUAUGAACAUGCAAAGGCUGCAAGCGAAUUCAAUGCCAGAAUUGCGCUUCAACGCAAGGCUAAUCUCAAUGGCGUUUAUGAUAUUCAUACCAACAUGUUGCAUUAUCCUAAGAUCAUGCAACCAACUCAUGCUCGAUGGGAGCAAAUUGACGACUAUGAGGUCCAAGAGAAGAUCGAAAAUGGCGAAAUGGAGGAGCCUAAAGCGGACGAGACUAUGUUCACACCUAUAGAUCCUGUAAUUUCCCGAAAUUACAUGGUCGUUGAUACCGUCUUCGAAGCCCCUCCUUAUAAUUAUCCCAGUCGGCUAGUUCCCGGUCCAGACGGCGAUAGUUUUGACAUAGGAUUCAAUGGCUUGUCGGGCGUUUCAGAUGAUGUCAAGGCCUGCCUUCCACCCGAGUGCCGUGCGGCUUUCGAAGAAGCUCUCGAGAAAGAGACGGGAUGGAAGAACAAAUGGUCUGGUGAGGCCGUGGAUGGCCAUCGUCGCAUGCCGAAGAUAUUCCUCGGUCAAGUCUAG
Lachnellula hyalina is the source of this 1596-nucleotide messenger RNA. RefSeq names its product Chromatin structure-remodeling complex subunit. Gene Ontology annotation, cellular component: nucleus. The transcript is spliced from 2 exons. Gene Ontology annotation, molecular function: chromatin DNA binding. NCBI's taxonomy places the organism in Eukaryota, Fungi, Ascomycota, Leotiomycetes, Helotiales, Lachnaceae. The record is from RefSeq and is a predicted model, not a curated record. Bases 1 to 1596 code for a protein of 531 amino acids.